CCGGCAUCCCUUACCUUUAGUCCUGGGACGACCAUUUAAAUAUCCUUCCCGGGACCUCGACACACACUCGCAGCGCGCCCUCCGCAAAAGCGCCUCCACGAAUACUUAUAGCUUCUUCUGGUGUAUUGCAUUGCAGUCUGAGGAUUCAAAAGCGCGAUGGCUUGUCACCCCUUUGCUGUGGUCCUAGCGUGUCUGGUCCUGGCGACGGCGUCCUCCCUGUCCGUUUUAGAAAAGUCAACAGUAUUCGACUCAUUGCAAGGGCAGCUGGAUAACCUGGAGGGAUCCGAGAACUUAUUAAAGAUAAGUAAGAGACACGCUGAGAUACAUCAUGUUGCAAAGCGGGAAGCAAAAGUACAUGCCAUUUCCAAGCGCCAAGCAUCAGACAAGUCACAGCUUGAGUCGCUGCAGUUAAGAGCAGCGCUGAUGUUCAUCGAGGCCAACCAGGCAGCGGACAGCGUGGCACUCAAGCUGGUCGAAGUGUUCGAACAGAUCAACAGCACACUGCAAGCAGGCCGAGGCGGCCUAGCCGAUGCCUUCGAACGACGCCUCCAGGUCAUUGCAGCCAGCGUCAGCGCCAACAGCGUGCUGCCGAAGGACUGCGGAAGGAGCGCCUCCGACAGCGGUGACGUCCUUCGCGGUUCCCACCCAUGGGUCGUGAGCGUCGGAUUCAAGCGUGGAGACAGGGACGUUAUCGGCUGCGCUGCCGUUGUUAUCAGCCGUUAUCACGUCAUAACAGAUGCUAUCUGUGCCGCUACGAUGAAAUAUGACCACGUACUCUUGAAAAACACGGCCCUCAAAGUUGCCAAUAGAUGGUUCCACCCUAGUCUCAAGAGUGACGAUGACGUCACCAAUGGCCACAACAUCGGGAUCGUCAUGACUGAAAGGCCGAUCGUCUUUAACGACGAGGUGCAGCCAGCUUGUUUGCCCGGAAUCUCCGACGUAGUGGACCCGGCCGGGCAGGGGUCCACCACUCUCGUCGGGUUCAAGGAAGGAAGCAGUGGAGGCGUGACACAGUACUCGUGGGUCAACUCCAAGACGCUCGGCUCCCUCCUUUGCUUCCAGGCCAUUGGCUCCCUCGGAAGCAGCGGCACUCAGAGGAAUUCGCUCUUCGAGAUCCUUAACAGACACCACCUGUGCGUGUUGAGGCCUUUCAAGGAGGCUGCAUUAUCUGUGGCCGUGGACCAGGACCCAAGGACAGGUCGCGUCCAGGUCACCGGCGUAGGACCCGUCACUGACCGGAGCACCAAUACUUCAAUGGCUUUUACUCUCACUCAGACACACACGUUCUGGCUCGAGCUCAUGGUCAAGAAUUCAAUCAGGCUUUUGCUCUGAACACAAGUGAGGGACUGAAACUACUUCGUAUUCCCCGUUUUUAGUUUUCGAUUGUUGAUUAUGUUGGAAGUUUUCUUUUCUGAUAAGAUCAAAAUGCUAUCAAAUGAAAAACAAUGAUGUCCUAUUCAAAAGUAAUUAACUCGGAUGCAUUUCCUUCGCAUGAUGAAAUGGAGGAGAGGAAAGAGAGACUGGACAGAAAAGUCACGCACUCAACACUGUUGAAAUACUCCAGUUUAUUUUCAUUAAGGCCUUUAUGUAUAACCCCUGGAAUAUACUAGCAGCUUAAA
Molecule: messenger RNA, 1619 nt
Organism: Penaeus indicus
Lineage: Eukaryota; Metazoa; Arthropoda; Malacostraca; Decapoda; Penaeidae
Exons: 11
Coding region: 157-1332 (391 amino acids)
Biological process (GO): proteolysis
Molecular function (GO): serine-type endopeptidase activity
Source: RefSeq, a predicted model, not a curated record